AUGAAAGUAACUUCUUUGAUACUUAUUUCUGUAGCUGUAAUUGCUACUGUAAAUGCUUGUUCUGAUGCUCACGCUACUGCUGGUGCUGGAAGUGUUUGUUUCUGUAAUGCUGGUUAUUAUGGUACUUCUACUGAUUCUGUUGCUGGUGGAGCUUGCCAAUAAUGCCCAACUGGAACUAAUUCUGUUCUUGCCACUACCGUAGGAACUCUUGUCACUUCUUGCACUUGCAAUGAUGCUAACUCUGCCCUCAAUAGUGGUAACACUGCCUGCUAAUGCAAGGCUAACUACUAUGGUACACCUAACCCAACUGCUGGUGGUACUACUGGAUGUACUUAAUGCCCAACUGGUUCUUCCGCUGCUGCUGGUUCAACUGCUGUUGCUUCAUGUGCUUGCAAUGAUACUAACUCUGCCCUCAAUAGUGGUAACACUGCCUGCUAAUGCAAGGCUAACUUCUAUGGUACACCUAAUCCAACUGCUGGUGGUGCUACUGGAUGUACUGGAUGCCCAACUGGUUCUGCCGCUGCUGCUGGUUCAACUGCUGUUUCUUCUUGUGCUUGCAGUGAUACUAACUCUGCCCUCAAUAGUGGUAACACUGCCUGCUAAUGCAAGGCUAACUUCUAUGGUACACCUAACCCAACUGCUGGUGGUGCUACUGGAUGUACUGGAUGCCCAACUGGAACAACCUCUACUGCUGGUACAACUGCUAUUGCUUCAUGCAUGUGCCCAGACACUAACGCUUCCCUCAGCUCUGCCUCUACUCCUGUUUGUUAAUGUAAUGCUAACUUCUAUGGUACUCCUACCACCACUGGUGCCAGUGGAUGUACUGCAUGUUCUUCUGGAUAAACUGCCCCAGCUGGUUCUACUACUAAUGUUUGCAAAGCUGCUUCAACAUCUUCCACAUACAUUUUACCCAUAGUUUCAUUGCUUUUCUCUUUAGUUAUGCUUAUUUGA
Tetrahymena thermophila SB210 is the source of this 951-nucleotide messenger RNA. RefSeq names its product immobilization antigen. Lineage: Eukaryota; Ciliophora; Oligohymenophorea; Hymenostomatida; Tetrahymenidae. The record is from RefSeq and is a predicted model, not a curated record. The transcript has a single exon.